GGUGGGGGUGGAGAGCUGCCUGCGCAUGUCAAGGCUGACUGAGCAUACACGGUCAGGGGGGCCUGGAGAAGGGCAGCUGGUCACCGGCCACCCACGGUCGGGGCCCCGGCACGAUCCGGGAGCGAGCUCUGGGGAAGGGGCCCAUCCUCCCCGCCGCACUCCACCCCCCGCCUCUGAAAUUUUCAGCCAAACAAGAGCUUCCGCCUCCUCCCCUGCCCCUCUGGACCUCCCCGGGGAGCCGAGGGCGGGCGUGGACGGCACUGAGGUGGAACGAAUUUUGUAGCUCAGACGGGUGGCCCCGGUGGCUUCGGGUGGACACGCCCAGCUGGAGAAGCCGGUCAAGGCGGAUGACGCCGCCGCUCCCGGGUCUUGGCGGAUCCUGGUCGGAGCGUAGCUGUUCCUAGGGCAGGUGAGAGGUGGAUCAGCAUGGAACCUUUCGACAGCCCGGCCGCCUAGAGCCAGCCAUGCUGCUCGCUUCCGAGCUGAGCUUUCUCCGAGGCGCAAACAGGAGAAGCAGCCGUGCAACUGGAAUUUGAAGUUCCGGGGUGGGCGGGGAAGGUACUGUCCGUGGUGCUGAGCCGGAUCCCAGCAACGGGCUCCGGGGAGAGCGUGAGAAGCUGCUGAUCUGCUCCCUCGAAUUGGGGCGGUCGGCUAGGGUAGCUUGGAGCUGAACCCCCCACCUGGCUCAAAAAGCCUGCAGAGCCUCCCCAGUCACCGGCGCUUGGCCCUUAUUUCAGUCAGAAAGUCGCCCCCUUGGGGCAGUUCGUCCCAAAGGGUUUCCUCGAAAGUGUCUGAGAGGACGCAGUUCUUGACCAAGGGAAUCUCUCUGUUUAGCUCUGGAAGCCACCCACCGAAAAAAGAUGCCUGCUUUCAACAGAUUGUUUCCCCUGGCUUCCCUCGUGCUCAUCUUCUGGGUCCGUGCCUGCUUCCCCGUGUGUGUGGAAGUGCCCUCGGAGACGGAGGCCGUUCAGGGCAACCCAAUGAAGCUGCGCUGCAUCUCCUGCAUGAAGAGGGAGGAGGUGGAGGCCACCACGGUGGUGGAAUGGUUCUACAGGCCCGAGGGCGGUAAAGAUUUCCUAAUCUACGAGUAUCGGAACGGCCAUCAGGAGGUGGAGAGCCCCUUCCAGGGACGCCUGCAGUGGAACGGGAGCAAGGACUUGCAGGAUGUGUCCAUCACUGUGCUCAACGUCACCCUGAAUGACUCCGGCCUCUACACCUGCAACGUGUCCCGGGAGUUUGAGUUUGAGGCACAUCGCCCCUUUGUGAAGACUACACGGCUGAUCCCCCUUCGAGUCACCGAGGAGGCUGGAGAGGACUUCACCUCCGUGGUCUCAGAAAUCAUGAUGUACAUCCUCCUGGUCUUCCUCACCUUAUGGCUGCUCAUCGAGAUGAUAUAUUGCUACAGGAAGGUCUCAAAGGCUGAAGAGGCAGCCCAAGAAAAUGCGUCUGACUACCUUGCCAUCCCAUCAGAGAACAAGGAGAACUCUGCAGUCCCAGUGGAAGAAUAGCAGAGAAGGGGUGUGACUUGAGGUGGCCUGAACACUGAGGAACCGGAUAUCCCAGGUUCAGUGAUGUCAACAGCGUCAGGAGGGUGCCCCAGAGGCCACAUCGCUUCCCUUCAUGCAUCCAUCCUUCUAUUCAUUCAUCAUACCUCCACUCACCUCUGAACUUUCACCUCUGACUUCCUAACUCCAUCAGACUUCUACACACCAUAAGACUUUGCCAGAACUGAGGAGCCAACAUUUCUACAUGGACUCAACCUCACCUUGUCCUAGCUUUCAAGCAAGCAGCUCCCAUGCCAACUGGACUUCUCCCCUGUACUCAACUGACUUUGUAGAAGUGCUGGAGGUGGCACACCCCUCUGCUCCUAAUUGGCUGGAACUGGCUCAUUUUCCAUUGCUGCAAGUGAAUGGAUGUCUUAAUGGAAGGAAGCAGGAAUAAUUAAUUCAGUUAAAGCAAAAGAGUGUCAUGAAAUGGGAUUCCUUGAAGUCAGUUUUUUUCAAGUUUCUAGCCCACUUGGCUAGAGCAUCAGAGCAAAGCAUGCCUGUCUAGGUUCUCCAGUGAUAGAAAGUUCACUAGGCAUGAACUAAAAUGUUCUCUGGAGCUUGGUACCGAUACAUACCUGAUAUGUCUCUAAGACCUAGGUUGGACUCAGUCCUUCAUGAAGCCAAGGAAAGGAGACUUGGGAGGAGCUGCAAGCAACUUAAGUGGCUCUUAAAAGUCAUAGAACAUGUUCAUGAUCCUAGGGGAAGGUAUGCUCCCUUCCCACAGGAGCACACUGCCUGAGAGAGCUGGGAGGCAUUAUUUUCCUGUGGGCAUUGGAACUGAAAUUCCUAAAUUCCUCCUCUUAAAAUUUCUGUGGAUCAGUAUUAUUCCACAUUUUACAGGAGGCAGCUGAGACUCAGAAAGGGCUCGACUGAAUAAGAGACUUCAGAGGAGAAACUGGAGCAGAGAUGAGCCUUAGGUGCUGCCCAGUUUACACUUUGGGAGAUGGGAUAAUUUUGUUUUUAAAAAGACUUUGAAAUUGAACUUGGCUCUGGCCAUGCCUCUUUCACAAGCACAGAUUGGGGUGGAUUGCCUAGCUGAGGUGAACUCUCAUAGAUUUCAGGUAGCUAGAAAUUGGCCAACAGAGAGAAGGACCUGAGGUAGACUUGAAGAAUUUCCUUAGUGAAAAGAUUUGUGAAUCUGAAACAUCCUGCAGAAGGAGACUGCAUCUAGGAACGACAUUUAAACUAAGAAACAUGCUUUUUAGUCUGAGAGGGAUAAUGAGCAAACGAAUAAGUGAUAGAGAAGGGAUGGGCUAGGUGGCUUCCAAAUAGUUCACCUGUGAAUCCAUAAUGUCUAGUGGUUUGUUUUCCUGGAUUUGGAGAGAGCAGAGGAACACUGGAAAUAUUUGUCAAUAUCUCAUGUUUCAUUUUAAUUGAGUGGUCCAAGUGUGAUGUCCUUCAGCACCCAGUGAUGAGAGAGGGGAAGGAUGCUUUAUGGGAUAUGAGAAGAUGAAAGUGACUGGGAUUCAAUGAGAGACAUGUCCCUCAGAUCUGGCGGAAUUUAUAGGGAAAGAUCAUCUUCCAUUGGCUCUGGGCCUCACCCGACACUCUCAUUUUGUCAUCUCUUCCAUCUCUGGGGAAGUACUUGAAACAAGUCCUUGUUCACAUA
Ceratotherium simum simum (southern white rhinoceros) is the source of this 3156-nucleotide messenger RNA. The record is from RefSeq and is a predicted model, not a curated record. Lineage: Eukaryota; Metazoa; Chordata; Mammalia; Perissodactyla; Rhinocerotidae.